AUGUUUCUAAGAAAUUCCAUUUUGAGGACUACUCCAACCUUAAAGAGAGGUAUAACAACCUUAACCCCUGUCAGCACCAAGCUGGCUCCACCUGCUGCGGCCUCUUAUUCUCAGGCCAUGAAGGCGAACAGCUUCGUGUACGUGUCUGGUCAAAUCCCAUAUACCGCUGCAAACAAGCCCGUCCAAGGUUCUAUCUCUGACAAGGCGGAACAAGUUUUCCAAAAUGUCAAAAAUAUCUUAGCUGAAAGUAACUCUUCUUUGGACAACAUCGUCAAAGUCAACGUAUUCUUGGCUGACAUGAAAAACUUUGCCGAAUUCAAUUCAGUGUACGCCAAGUACUUUCACACUCAUAAGCCUGCAAGAUCCUGUGUCGGUGUUGCUUCCUUACCAUUGAACGUUGAUUUGGAAAUGGAAGUUAUUGCGGUUGAGAAGAAUUGA
Saccharomyces kudriavzevii IFO 1802 is the source of this 438-nucleotide messenger RNA. RefSeq names its product isoleucine biosynthesis protein MMF1 (gene MMF1). NCBI's taxonomy places the organism in Eukaryota, Fungi, Ascomycota, Saccharomycetes, Saccharomycetales, Saccharomycetaceae. The record is from RefSeq and is a predicted model, not a curated record. Gene Ontology annotation, molecular function: deaminase activity. Gene Ontology annotation, cellular component: mitochondrion; cytosol. The transcript has a single exon. Bases 1 to 438 code for a protein of 145 amino acids.